This is a messenger RNA of Caenorhabditis auriculariae, 7805 nucleotides long. NCBI's taxonomy places the organism in Eukaryota, Metazoa, Nematoda, Chromadorea, Rhabditida, Rhabditidae. The record is from the annotation of a GenBank genome assembly.
AUGCCUGCACAUUGUGAAGCCAACGGAUUAUUAUGCGAAGAAACCCCAGAAGAACUUCAAGGUCUCAACUGGCUUGAACUUGUCCUUAUUCAAAGAUAUCGGCCAAUUCAAAAAAUUGUCGAGCUUCGAGAUAUUGGAGGACGAAAAACUGGCGUCAAGGCAACGACAGGAGUCAUGAUCGUUGUGCCCGUACCUUUGGAAUCCACAAUAAGUCACGUCGCGAAUACUUUGCCUUCGGACUCUCAUCUCCAGUUAUUUGUAACGACUCGCUUUGGAGCUGAAAAAAUUGUCCGUCUUCCGAGAGUUUUGAAAGCGCUGAACUGGCUCAAACAAAAUAAUCACUUCUACAAGGACAUUGAAAUAAACCAGCAAUUCUCCUUUGAUGGUGAUCGGGUUUCAUUCGCUAAAGACGUCGUGAACAAGGAUCUCAACGUACUUCUUUCUUCCGACGACGGUCAUCUACUCACACAAGAAAAUACUGAAUUUCAAAUAGUCCGCCAUGUAAAUCCGCCGCCAGUCGAGGGUUUCGCCAUCGACAAUUAUCGACUACGAAGUCAUCUUUAUAUGCCCAUUUCGAGCGAUGACAACGAAGUUGAACCCAACGCUUUUCCACACUUGUUUCCAUCGGGGCACUACCAUCUUGGUGACGAAAGGGAAAUCAAGCUGAACUUGUCAAAGUACAUUCAUCAUCAACUUCGUCAAGCAAAUCCCAAAUUUUGUUUGGAUCCCAACUACCUUGCAUUUCAGUAUGCGAAGAGAAUGCAAACGGUCAGUUGAAAAACAAAAUUUUUUAGAUAAAAUCAUGAGAAAUUUCAUUUAGGAUUUAUUCAACAGUAUGGGAACGCAAGCUCGUAUUUCGCGGAAUACGACGAAACAAGACCUGAUGGGAAUAUUGAACGAUGAGCGUUUUUCCGCCUCAAUGAAUAGCAUGUUCGAGGAAAUGCGUGGUUUUGGACCCUAUUGGAAUAAAAGGUAAUUUUUCAAGACUUUUUUUGGGUAUUUUAAAAAAUUCCAAUUUCUUCAAGAAAAUUGGAACUUCGCGCUCAUAUUGAAGCUUUCGGAUCGCCGACGUGGUUUGUAACUCUGAAUCCGGCUGAGCAACAUUGGAAAGACGUUAGUUUUUCUCAAUUAUUUCCAUUUUCAACUUAUUUUUAAAUUCAGGUUCUUCAAAUUUACCAGCGGUUUUAUCCAGAAACAACGUCGGAAAAUAUAAGAGAGGCCAUUGCAAAAGAUAGCUCACACUGGUGCCGUUAUUUUCGUCGCCGCAUGAAUGCCUUUUUUAGCGAAGUGAGUGGAAUUUUGGAGGUUAAAACCAAUAUUUUGUAUCAGGUGCUGUUUAACGACAACGGACCGCUGGGAAAAGUCCUCCAUUAUUUUUGGAGGGUCGAGUACCAGCACCGGGGAACACAACAUAUUCAUUGCGUUCUGUGGACAGCUGAUCGCCCUUCGCCUGACGCUAGUCCUCAAGAAAUAGCUGAGUUUUUGGACAAAUAUGUCACAGCUCGAAUGCCGGAUGAAAAAACUGAGACAGAGUUGUACAAUAUAAUCAAAGAGCAUCAGGUUUCAUCUUGAUUUGUUUGAGAAAACUUAAUUUUUGAAUUAAGCUUCAUUGGAAACGACAUUCUAAGACGUGUUUACGUACGAAGAAACGCCGAGGGCGAAUCACACAGACUUGUCGGUAAGUUGAGCAACGAAAAUUAGGAAACAUGAAAUUUUUGGAAAAUAGGAACAUGAAAUAUUUUAGGUUCGAAUUUCCACGGCCAGUUCUCGGACACACUGUUGUUGCUGGAGUUUCAAAAAAUUUGGCUGGCUUACCCGGAGUCAGCAGAAAACAGUAUCAUUUGAUGCGACGCGAAUGUGAUACAGUAAGAAAGCUGAAAUUUUAAAAAGUCCUUGACAAAAUUUUUUUUUUAGAUGGUGAACGACUACAAUGCAGAGCUAUCUCUUAUCUGGCAGGCGAACACUGAUGUACAGUUCAUCAUGGGAGGAAUAACCGAAGUCACCGAUUACGUUACCGGUUAUGCGUCAAAAGCUGAAAAGGCCCGAGGAACUUGCCUUUUCGACAUGAAACCAGAGGACAUGAACAAUAAAACAAUGUUCAAAACUAUGAUAGAUUUGUUGAGGCAAAAGGUUUGCUAUGAAGACUUUAUAUUUUUUUUUUUCUUUGGCGCCUCUCUACGUCUUUUGUAGUAGUAUUGUGAUUAGAAAAAAAUGGAAAUCAAAUACAGAUAAAAAAAGUCUCUAAAGUAAAACAUUAAGUUGAAAAUGAAAUUUUUUUAUUUGAAUAAUAGAAAAAAAUUAGGAAUAAAAACUACAUUAUAUUUCACACUACAAAAAAAAAUAAUAGAAAACGGAUGAUGAAAAUCGAACAAAAAAAAACUUAGAAAAAAUAUUGUGAAUAAAUGAAACUUUUUAAAGGAAACUGGUACUCUGGAAAUGCAUGACAUCUUUGCGGGCCACAACCUUUUUCGGUUUCAAUUCUGGCCAUGAAUUCGUGAAUAUAAACGAAGAUGCAAAACGAAAUCGUCAACUUCGACCAGCUGAUCAACUCAAAGUCAAUACACAAAUGCCGGCUUAUGUGGAUAACUUGGUUGACACUUAUUAUCCGAAUAGACCAGAAGCUCUUGAGGUGAGAGAAUAUUCACACUUUGUGAAAAAAAGCCAAAAAAUAAAUUUUGAGCGAAGAAGAGAUCAAACUUCUAUUCAGUUCUUCUUUUUUCAGAAUUUCUCAUUGAUGACGAUUGCAUUGAACUUUGAAGUCGUCGCGAAAUCUGAAGCGAUGAAGAAAGGACUCAAUGCCGUUUUUUUGACAAGUGAUGAAUUGCUGGAACAACUUCAACAACCAAAAAUCAAUGCAAAUCGUGGCCAAUCUGUUUAUUACGGGUUCAAAGAAGUCAGGUGAGUAUUAAAAUGAAUGAAACGAAAAAAAAAUGCUCAUUAAAAAGAUAAUUAUUUUCAAUUAUUCAGUGAUCCCUUGUCCCCGUGGUUUUGUUUCCCUUCAAUUUCCACUGGAACCUGCAUCUCAUUCGAAUACGGUCACGAAGGAAGUAAUGUGAAAUAUUUGAAAUACUUCCGGAAAAAAAAACAACAGGUUUUUAAAAAGAUUGCAGUUUUGUUCACAAUAAAGUUUAUUUGAAUCAUUUAGGUUUUACGGACUUUCCUUCCGGACAUUAUUGGUGAUGUCGGCUCUGUUCGAGACUUCUUUCGUCGUGUUCUUAUGCUUUUUUCUCCAUGGAGGGAAGAACCACCGGUUUUUUCGACCUCUGAAGAAGCUCUUGCGUCCUACGAUAAGUGAGUAAAAAUUAGUUAAAUUGAAAAUGAAGAAAUUAAGAUUAUCUCAAAAAUUAAAAAAACUCUGAGUUUCUUUUUUCUGACUUUUUAAUUAUUUUUCUGAUUAUUUAUCAGUCGAUUAUUGUGUUUCAAAAAAAUGAAGGAGAGCCUUUUAUACGGCUGAAACGCGUUUUUUUAUUUACUUAUAGAGGUAAAAAGAGGCUAAUUUUAAAGAUGCUAAAUUAAGUUAUUGAACAAAAUUUUUUUAAUUGUUCUCUGAAAAGUGAGUGAGAAAGCCCAAAGGUUCCAGAAAUAAAAAUUAAAAAAAUCCAGGUUCAAAAAUAGUUUUCGUGAGUUUUCAAAUUGAAAAAGAAGUUCAAUAAUAGCUCAAAAAAAUCCUUGAAGUUGUUAUCAAUAGAAAGUUUUUACGUUUUUGGUAGAGUUAAUAGGUAAAAUUUUGAUUUUAAUCAAAGAAGUCUUAUAGUUUCAUUUUUUUAUUGCACAAUUAUUUCAACAGCAGCUGAUAGAGGCGAAAAAUAGUAUGCGUGGGUUUUUCGAAGACCCAAUAUCUAUUCAUAGGAACCCAUUUUUGGUCUUAUAGUUUUGUCACACUCCGUAUAAAAAAAUUUUUGUUUGACCUAAAAAAACUGGGCACCAUAAUUUUUUUCUUUUUUUAAAGAUUUAUCGACACGUUGAAAGCGAAAAAGUGAAGGAGCUGCUGAUGAUAUCACGUCUUACAUCGCCAAGAUAAAAAGACGGAAAGCGAGAAAGUAGAGAGAAAACGCGAAAAAAAUGGGCUCGUCUUCGAGUAAGUUAUCUAUGUUGUUUUAAAGUUAUGAGAUAUAAUUUUAUCAUCACUUUUUUUCAUUUAUCAGAAAGCCAUACAAGAGGCUAAUUGCCAACAGUUUGAUGAUGAAGAUGAAGAAGAUGGUGAACUAAAAGAAAAAGGAAAAGUGCCAGUGAGAACAGUCGACGAUGAAUCCUUCGAACGCAAUUUAAAGUCAAUGAGCGAUGAGCAACUCCAGAUUUAUGAUGAAAUCAUUGGAGGAAUUCGUGAGCAAGUUUCCUCCCAAAAAGAUGUAUGUUUUUUCUCAAAGUUUAAUUUUUUUAGACUUAAAAAUAAAGGAAAAAGUAAGUAAGGUUUAUCCAAACGGAAUAAGUUUCAAAUUUUUUUAAACCGAAAAAGAUUUCUUAUGAGGCAUGAUUAAUUUAAUGUUAUCAAUAUAGUUUAUUCAUAAUGACAAUCAAGAUGAAAUAAAGAAAAGUUUCUUUUUACAAAAAUUUAUUUAUUUUUUUGAUCAGAAAAAAAUUUUUUCAAAUAAUUAAAAAUUUUGAACAAGUUAAUAUUUUCAGGUCUUCAAGAGAAAACAAAUCUUGAAGUUUGUCUCCGGAACAGCGGGGACUGGAAAAUCUUUCCUUAUCAAUAUGUUGGCUGAUAAGUUAACAAGAGACUAUACAAAGGAAGAUAGCGCCGCAAUCCAUCCAGCUGUUCUAAUCAUUGCUCCGACUGGUUUGGCAGCUUUAAACAUUAAAGGCAACACAAUUCACAGUCUGUUCAAAAUUGAAGUGAGUUACAGUUUCCAUUAGUAUAUCCGAUUAGUGAAACUUAAGCAGAUCUGAAGAAAAUCAACAUUCAUUAUUAUUUAAAAAUUUUUCUUUACGAUUAUUUGAUUAAAAAUGAAUUAACAUUAAUGCGAAAGAAAAAAAAAAAUUUAGAAGCAAAAAGAAAGGAAAAAUCUAUUUGUUUAUUGAAAGCAUUAGUCAAAUUUUAGUUAAAUUUUUUUAAUCUUCAAAUUGGGAAUUGUUUUUUUCAGGUUCAAAGAGGGAAGGCUCUUGAAUUCAAAGUGGCUCAAUUUGACGACACUGGAGAAACUCGUGAACUAUUUCGUAGAGUGAAGUUGAUCAUCAUUGAUGAAAUAAGCAUGUGCGCCAAUUGGAUGCUGAUCAAAAUCCAUUUGCGGUUACAAUCUAUCAAAGGGAAUCAAGAAGUUUUCGGCGGCGUCAAUAUCAUUGCUCUGGGGGAUUUGAUGCAACUUCGUCCGGUGAACGCUGGUCGAGUAUUCGAAGUCGUCAGUAGUCGACAAGUGGCUGAAAUCUUCGGAAGUAUCGGUCCUCCAUUGACUCUCUGGUGGCUCUUCUCGUACAGCGAAUUGACGACGAAUAUGCGACAAAAGAAGGAUAAAUCGUUCGGCGAAAUAAUGAGCAGAAUGAGGAUUGAACAGCUGACUGCGGACGACGUUACGAUGAUCAAAACACGGCUUAUCAACGCGAUUGAGAGAGGCUACGAAGAACCUUGUACUAUAGAAGAAGCCGCUGAGUACUAUUUGAAGUUACUCGAGAAAGAUCCUACCGCGAUGGCUUUGAUGCCAACAAACAAUGAUGUCAUCCAGUUCAAUGAUGCAGUCGUCGAGAAGCUUGGCAUGAAAACAAUCGUGAUUGUCGCUGAAGACGUCGAAGAAAAGUCCGCCAUCGAAGGUGUGCUCGAAGGAGAAUCAGGCGCUGAUCGUCAACGUCGAGAGAGAAUUUAUCAAAAAAAAGAAUUUUCGAUUAUUGAAAAAGUUUUACCUCUUUUUAUUUGCUUUCUUUUAAAUCUUAACUUUUACAGACAAGUCGAAAAGCAACAACUUUGAAGCCAAAAAUGGACGAGAAAGAUCCGAUGGGAAAGAAUACUGGUGGACUGGUUGCGAAGCUCAUUCUAGCGAAGAACGCUCGUGUUAUGUUGAGACGAAAUUUGGACGUGGCUCAAGGUUUUUUUAAUGUUAUCAUUGAAAAAUAUUUUCAAAUCAACUUCAAAUUAGUUUCUCAAUAUUUUUUUGCAGGACUAGUGAAUGGAAGUCAAGGUUAUCUGAGAACAAUUUAUGAAAAAGGACAAUCGAAAGAAGUGGUUGCUCUGGGCGUUGUUUUCGACGGAAAAAACGUUGAAACAAAAAUAACCAAAGUUACUGCGGUUUUCAAUGUGAGCGGACAAGAAAGAAGACGUCGAACACAAUUUCCUCUCAUGAUAGCCUAUGCUGCCACUAUUCAUAAGUCACAAGGUAACAUGAAUAUAAAUAUGUACACUAAAUACAUUUAAAUGCUAAACAAAAAUUUUUUUUCCAAUGACUUUUAAACGAAAAUUAAUUUUUUCCAGGAAUGACUCUGAAAAACGCCGUCAUAUCAACACGAUCCAUGUUUUGCGCAGGACAGGCGUUUGUAGCGUUUAGUCGAGUUCGCUCUUUGGAUGGAUUGCAUCUGAUGGACUUUUUCUCUCAAAAAGUCUAUUGUGACGAUGAAGCUCUCAAAGAAACCAAUCGACUGCGACUGUCUGUGAAUUUGCCUGUGUUCGAAAUGCCCGUCAGAGCCGCGAAAAAACCAACAAAACUUCCUCCUAUAACUGCUCUGCGAAAAAGAAAAGGUUAGUAGAACAUAUGAAAAAAUUAGUUCAUUUAGCCUGAGCCUUCAUUUAUUUUUUUAAAAAACAUUGAAAAAUAAUCAAAAAAAUGUGAAGGUUUCGAAGACUGUUUUUUUGAGAUAUUUCUUUUUAAUUCUGUUCUUAUUUAUGGACAGAAAAUACCAUCAUACUUUUAGAUGUACCAGAUCUUGUCAUCAGAGUCGGCAGUCCCGGCAACUCACCGCAAAAGAAGUUGGCAAAAAAAUUCAACUGCUCAAAUUCAGAGAGAGCAAAAAAAUGGCUGAAGGUUCAAUUUUUUUCUUUUUCUUAACUUUUUAUAAUUUUCAAUUUUAAUUCAAGGUCUCACUUUAUUCAACGAAUCGGGAACGGACUGUUUUGUCAAUUCUGUUGUGAACUUAUUGCAUUGCUCAAAGCAAUUGACUGACAAAAUCGUGGAAAUGGGAAUUGAAGCGGCGGCAGACCGAGAUGCAUCAAUUGCCGACGACACUGAAGAGCCUCUUUUAGUGAGCUUGAAAGACAUUCUAGUCCGUCAUACAACUUCUGUGGCACGGCUUCGUACAAAACUUCACCCGGAUCGACGCAAUCACACUGGCGAUGUGAAAGAAGCUUACAUGGAUAUUUUCACGGUAUCGAAUUGAAAUUCCGAUUUAAAUAUUUAUAUCUUCAUUCAUUUUCAGUUGUUACCAGAACAAAUCCAGGACUUGUUUCGUUUUACCAUAACUACAUCUGUUUCUUGUGAAGGAUGUCGUUCAAAUCAAGCAAUCGUUGUUACUCAAAGAGUUGUGGAUCGAAUUGAAAUGUUUUUUUCUACGGCGGAAGUCUUGAAGAAGAAUUUCAAAGGCAUAUUGAGGUUUGAAAGAAAGAAUGUUAAUGUGAAAAAAAUUCCCUUGUUUUAUCAACAAAAAAAGUAAGCAUAUAUACUGUUUUUUUAAAGUUUUAUCAAAAAUAUAUCUAUAUUCAAAAUGAAAGAAGUAGCAAUUUUUUUCAGUCCCUUUCGCCUGCUUGUGCUUGUGGGCGACAACCUUCUGUUUCAUGCGAAAUCAGAAUACCUUCAGGUUUGAAUUACAUAGAAAUCUUCAAAUGAACAAAAAACUAAACAAACUGCAUUUAGACUCAAAAUAUGUUGUCUUCAAUCUCAACAUGA